Messenger RNA from Vicugna pacos (alpaca), 5477 nucleotides. Lineage: Eukaryota; Metazoa; Chordata; Mammalia; Artiodactyla; Camelidae. The record is from RefSeq and is a predicted model, not a curated record.
UAAUCCAGAAAUCUUUCUUUUCCAGUUCACUGAGUUUCACCAGUAAUGCCAUUCAGUUGCCAAUAUCAAGCAAAACAAACAUAAGCCACUUUUAAUCUGCGUUUUAAGGAAAGUGGUAAUCUCUUUCACAGUGCCUGACGUGACCGUAUCAGAGUGUGAGGUGCAAGCUCACAGAAUCCAGAGAAGCCAUCAUGAAGUUGUAUGUGUUUCUGGUUAACACUGGAACUACCCUGACAUUUGACACUGAACUUACAGUGCAAACUGUGGCCGACCUGAAGCAUGCCAUCCACAGCAAGUACAAGAUCGCUAUUCAGCACCAGGUGCUGGUGGUCAACGGCGGAGAGUGCAUGGCUGCAGACCGGAGGGUGUGCACCUACAGCGCGGGGACGGACACAAAUCCAAUUUUUCUUUUUAACAAAGAAAUGAUCUUAUCUGAACGUCUACCUGCUAUUCCUAAAACUACCUUUUCAACAGAAAAUGACAUGGAAAUAAAAGUUGAAGAGUCCCUUAUGAUGCCUGCAGUUUUUCACACUGUUGCUUCAAGGACACAACUUGCGGUGGAAAUGUAUGAAGUUGCCAAGAAACUCUGCUCGUUCUGUGAAGGUCUGGUCCACGAUGAGCACCUGCAGCACCAGGGCUGGGCUGCAAUCAUGGCCAAUCUGGAGGAUUGCUCAAAUUCCUACCAAAAGCUACUUUUCAAAUUUGAAAGUAUUUAUUCAAAUUAUCUGCAAUCCAUAGAAGACAUCAAGUUAAAACUUACUCAUUUAGGAACUGCGGUCUCGGUGAUGGCCAAGAUCCCGCUGUUGGAGUGCCUGACCAGACAUAGUUACAGGGGAUGUUUGGGAAGACUGGGUUCCUCACCUGAGCGCGAAGGCUCAGAAAAGGCGGAGGUGAAGACCUCCGCGGAACUGGUGCUGUCUCCCGAAAUGCCUGCAACAACAAGUAAACCCUCGUCAGCCUCAUGUCACAAGUCCAUGGAACACGUAGCCCCAGACUCCACAGAUGCUGAAAGUGGAAAAGAAAUUAGGGAAUCUUGUCAAAGUACUGUCCAGCAGGACGAAACUUCAGUAGAUGCUAAAGAUGGCGAUCUGCCUUUUUUUAAUGUUUCUUUGUUAGACUGGAUCAAUGUUCAGGAUAGGCCUAAUGACGUGGAAUCGUUGGUCAGGAAGUGCUUUGAUUCCAUGAGCAGGCUUGAUCCACGGAUUAUUCGACCAUUUAUAGCAGAAUGCCGUCAAACUAUUGCCAAUCUCGAUAAUCAGAAUAUGAAAGCCAUCAAAGGGCUGGAAGACCGGCUGUACGCCCUGGACCAGAUGAUCGCCAGCUGCGGCCGACUCGUCAACGAACAGAAAGAGCUUGCUCAGGGAUUUUUAGCUAAUCAGAUGAGAGCUGAAAACUUGAAGGAUGCAUCUGUGUUACCUGAUUUGUGCCUGAGUCACGCAAAUCAGUUGAUGAUUAUGUUGCAAAAUCAUAGAAAACUGUUGGACAUUAAACAGAAGUGUACCACUGCCAAACAAGAACUUGCAAAUAACCUGCAUGUCAGGCUGAAGUGGUGUUGCUUCGUGAUGCUUCACGCUGACCAGGACGGAGAGAAGCUGCAGGCUUUGCUGCGCCUCGUGGUGGAGCUGGUGGAAAGGGUCCGGACUGUGGAAGCCCUGAGCACGGUUCCUCAGGUGUACUGCUUAGCUGUUGUCGAGGUCGUAAGGAGAAAAAUGUUCAUAAAACACUACAGGGAGUGGGCUGGUGCUUUAGUCAAGGACGGAAAGCGAUUAUAUGAGGCUGAAAAGUCAAAAAGGGAAUCCUUUGGGAAAUUAUUUAGGAAGUCUUUUCUAAGAAACCGUCUGUUUAGGGGACUGGACUCCUGGCCCCCAUCCUUUUGUACACAGAAGCCUCGAAAGUUUGACUGUGAACUUCCAGAUAUUUCACUAAAAGAUUUACAGUUUCUGCAAUCACUUUGUCCGACUGAAGUUCAGCCAUUCCUCAGGGUCCCCUUGCUUUGUGACUUUGAGCCUCUGCACCAGCACGUACUCGCUCUGCAUCAUUUGGUGAAAGCAGCCCAGAGUUUGGAUGAGAUGUCACAGACCAUUACCGAUCUCCUGAGUGAACAAAAGGCCUCCGUGAGUCAGACGUCCCCCCAGUCGGCUUCCUCACCCCGGACAGAAAGUGCGACAGGCAUGACAACUACUACCUCAGCCCGAACGCCGCCUCCGCUCGCUGCGCAGGACGCCCUGUGUCCCGCAGUGUGUCCCUUAGAAGAACUGUCUCCAGACAGCAUUGAUGCACAUACGUUUGACUUUGAAACCAUCCCCCACCCGAACAUAGAGCAGACUAUUCACCAGGCUUCGUUAGACUUGGAUUCGUUAGCAGAAAGCCCUGAGUCAGAUUUCAUGUCUGCUGUGAAUGAGUUUGUCAUAGAAGAAAACCUGUCGUCUCCUAACCCCAUCAGUGACCCGCAGAGCCCCGAGAUGAUGGUGGAGUCCCUGUACUCGUCGGUCAUCAAUGCCAUAGACAGCCGGCGCAUGCAGGACACGGGCGCGCGCGGCCCCGAGGACCCGGGCGGCCGCGGCCUGGAGCAGAGCCGCCGGCGCGAGCUCGAGGGCGCCCUGCAGCUCCGGCACGCGCAGGAGUUCCAGAAGCUGGCGGCCGACCACCAGGCUCGCUUGGAGAAACUGGAAAGCGAAAGUCAGCAGAGAAUUGAGCAGAUGCAGGAUUCCCACGCGGCGGUCAUCCAGGAAAAAGAACAGCAGCUCCAGGAGUUGAAACUCAAGGUGUCAGAUUUGUCGGACAUGAGGUGUAAGCUGGAGGUUGAACUCGCGUUGAAGGAAGCAGAAACUGAUGAAAUAAAGAUUUUGCUGGAAGAAAGCAGAGCCCAGCAGAAAGAGACCUUAAAGUCUCUCCUUGAACAGGAGACAGAAACUAUGAGAACAGAGAUCCAGCAACUAAACCAGAAGAUUCAGGAUAAUAAUGAAAGUUACCAGGUGGGGCUGGCGGAGCUGAGAACUUUAAUGACAAGUGAGAAAGACGAGUGCAUUUCCGAGCUGGUCAGCAGACACGAGGAGGAGUCCAGCGUGCUCAGGGCCGAGCUGAGCAGAGUGACGUCCUCGCAUCAGCAGGCGUGUGAAGUAGAAAAGAGCCUGAAAGGAGAGCUGGCCGAGCUGCAGAGGAAGCUGGACUCAGACUUGCGUGCUCUUGAAAAAGAAAAAGAUGAAAAAAUCGCCCAGCAGGAAGAGAAGUACAAAGCUAUUAUCCAGAAGCUUGAGAAGGACAAAGAGAAACUUGUCAUGAGCCAGGAGCAGGAGAGAGAACAGCUAAUUCACAAGCUCACUUGUGAAAAAGCAGCAGCCGUUCAGACUGCCCUGGAAGGACUGAAGUUGGAAAGAGAAGCUGUUGAGAAAGAAUUAAUAGAAAAAGUUAAACACCUUGAGGGGCAAAUAGCAAAAAGUCAUGCCAUUGAAUCUGCCAGAGAAGAUUCUUCAAGCCUAGUUGCUGAACUUCAAGAAAAACUCCAGGAAGAAAAAGCUAAGUUUCUAGAACAACUCGAAGAGCAGGAGAAAAGAAAGAAUGAAGAAAUGCAAAAUGUUCGAACAUCUUUGAUCGCGGAACAGCAGACCAAUUUUAACACUGUUCUGACGAGGGAGAAGCUGAGGAAGGAGAACAUCAUCAACGAGCUGAGCGAUAAGCUGAAGAGCGCGACGCGGCAGCAGGAUAAAUCAUUCUCUCCUAGAGAAAACACCCACGUGCUGUCUGAAAAGCAGAGGAUAAUGCUGUUAGAACGAACACUACAGUUGAAAGAAGAAGAAAACAAGCGGUUAAAUCAGAGACUGAUGUCUCAGAGCAUGUCUUCAGUGUCCUCAAGGCACUCUGAAAAGAUAGCUAUUAGAGACUUUCAGGUGGGCGAUCUGGUUCUCAUCAUCCUGGACGAACGCCAUGACAAUUACGUGCUCUUCACCGUCAGUCCCACCUUGUAUUUCCUGCAUUCAGAGUCUCUGCCUGCCCUGGACCUCAAACCAGGCGAGGGCGCUUCGGGCGCAUCUAGAAGACCGUGGGUGCUUGGGAAAGUGAUGGAGAAGGAGUACUGUCAAGCCAAAAAGGCACAAAACAGAUUUAAAGUUCCUUUGGGGACAAAGUUUUACAGAGUGAAAGCUGUGUCGUGGAACAAAAAAGUUUAAUUUAUGGAAGAAAUCAAGACAUUCUGUGACAUUUUUCUGAUUUGUCCAACAGUGCUCAUCCGUCACUCCAAAAACAUCAGGCCAUCUUUUUAUAUAAAAGUCAACACGACAGUGUGCUUCAUUGGUGUAUAUCAUUUACUUUUUACCUGGCUACAUUUUAGGAACAAUAAAUUCGUCAAAACUGUUGGCUGAAUUAAAAUGGUUUGUUUUUGUUUUUCUACCCGAGUAACUCUAGAAAUGCGGACCAAACUAGUUCAUUUUCUCAAAGGGCAUACCCGUGCAUUGUGGCUUACGGUUAGCCAUGUUGAUUGCCUGUUACAUAUACAUUAGCUUGAACUUAGAUAUUAAAUGUUAGUUAUUAUUACCAGCAUUUGUCCUUUUGUGAAAUCAAUGAAGACUUGCACUCUUUAACACAUUUAUAAAAUGUAUAAAUUCUUCAAAGCUAUUUAAAGAGGAGUGUUACUGCAUGCAGAUAAUCAUGAUUUUGAGUUUGCCUCUGUAGAUUACUAAAGCAAAUUGUUUCAUUUAUUUUUUUAAAUGCCCUUUGAUGUUUCAAAACAAAAAGGAACUCUAAUUUGAUUGACUGACUUUAAGAUCAGCCGUAAUCAGCAGUCUGCGGAAACGCUUUGCGCAGAUGGGCCGCUGGGUUCCGCAGGGCAGGGUGUGUGCUGGUGGAGCUCCUGGGGCAGCACUCGGGCUUUCCCAGCGUCUUCGCCGUUCUGUUAGGAUCGUCGUGCUGAUGACGUUAUCUGUGGUUCAGUUUCAGGAAAAACGUGCUCAUUGUAUAUUAACCACUUAGAGGUCAUCUGAGUAACAUGUUGUAUUGUAAAAGACGUAGAAUUUUACAACAAUAAAGAUUUGAACCUGUAAAUGUGUGUGCCUUUUAAAGGAGGAUGCAUUUUUAAUAUAUUUGAGUGAUUGCUGGGAAGUGUGAAAAACUUGUUCUGUAUCAUAUCAAAAGAGAAACAUGUUUCUUACAAAAAUGCUCUUUAACUGUAUACCACGUAACAGGGUAAAGCAGUGUUAUGUAGGAUGGAAUUGUGCAAACUUGGUCUUUAGAUUAAUUGCCGUGGAGCAAAGUAUUUAAAUGAGUUAGUUGAGUUGGAUGAGACUUGUUUCAAGUUUGUUGUUAGAGAACAAUAAUAAAAUGAUUCUUUUUUUUCCCAGAAAAUAUUUAAUUUCUACAUAAAAAUAAGUUAAAUAUUUUUUUAAAUAUGUAUAUCUAAUAGUACGGAAAAUGGAAUAAACACCAUAGUGUAUAGAGAACUGAAUUUGACAACGUAUUAAUGAAUAAAUGAACAAAUGAUUUCA